Messenger RNA from Cricetulus griseus (Chinese hamster), 4145 nucleotides. The record is from RefSeq and is a predicted model, not a curated record. Lineage: Eukaryota; Metazoa; Chordata; Mammalia; Rodentia; Cricetidae.
GUGGCGGUUGCAGUGGCAGACACUAGCUCCUUACGAGCUGCGUUGGGCCAGCACCCGAAGUUUUCGCUGGUGGAGUCUGGCCCAGCAGUGCCAAUGCCCACGUGGUCUUAAAGUUUGCCACUGGCAGGCAGCCUUGGGUCCCGCGUCCCCUAAUCUUGUGUCCUGGUGAAGUUCUCUUGAGUGAGUCCUUGUGCUGGCGGGGUGCUGACACUUACCAGACUGCCAUGUGGUUGACAGAAGUGUGCCCUAUGUUUAUAUUUAUUAUGCUGGUGUGUGUAGUUACUUUGAUUUUUAAUUUAUUUUAAUUCAUAUUUAAUAUUUAACAUGUUGUCAUUUCCCUCUUUGGUUUUGGCAACGAGUUUUCCCUGUGUAGCCCUGGAACUCGCUGUGUUGACCAGCUAGCUUUGCACACAAAGAUCACCUUCCUCUGGGAUUAAAGGCUUGUGCCACCAUGCCCGCCUUUUUUUUUUUUUCUUUUGUAUUUGUAUUUGUUGUUAUUUAAAAAAAAACAAACACUUGGGCACUGUUUAUCAGCAGGCUUACACAGCAACCACUGUGUAAUUGAGGCCAAUCCAGUUUAAAAAAAAAAAAAAUCAUAUUCUGACUUCCUCCUGUUCUCUUUCCAGAGCUUGUAUUUUUUUUUUUCUCUCUCUCACGUCCUAGUGUACUUACCACUCUGCUUACAUGUGACAUGCAUUCUGCUAUCCUGGAAACACUCCACCUUCUCACAUAUCUCAUGGACCCUCUCUUCUCCAUGGUCUCUACAGACAUUCAGUUGAGUUUUGGAACAGAUGGUUACGAGUUCAAAGAGAGUAUCCUCACAAAUGAGAAACAGAAUUUGACCUUGUGGGAUUAAGUUAUAUCCAUUUGCCUGAAAAUUUCAUUUCAGGUUUCUGCAUUGCAGAGUCAAAUUCCAAUGUCAAAAUCUCCAUUUUCUGAAAACCAGCUGAGGGACAUCCAGGCUGAUUCUCUUGAUAGCUGGCGGGACCAGAGAAGCAAAGAUCCCAACUGUGCAUCUGUCUGUUACAGAGUAUGGGCUCUUUUCAUUAUAGCUAUUAGUUCAGAGAAUGAAUAGCUGAAGGAAGCAGUAUUUCUAUUUUUCUCUUUGAGACGCAAGCUCACACUGGUAUGCUUGUGAGAUGCAGCAGUUUAAACCUCCUCUAAAGGGAACUAUUCACUUCUCCAUGGAUACUCCAUAAGGUGUGAGGUCUUUAGACUUUCAUGGGGAGCUUUUCACCUGCUCAUCCGUAUCCUAGUCUCGUGGACAACUGUUUCAUUGUUUCCUUACUAAAAAGCCAAUCAAACCCUUGAUAAUGUAUUUUUAUUAUUGGCUCUUUCUAAACAUAAGUGAUGUGUUUUAACUGGAUCUAACCCUUAUACCCCCAGCACACCUGACUUUUAAUUUUAUGUGUCUUUUGUUUUUCUUGUUUAUAACACACUGAGUUCUGGUGGUUCUGUCCAGUGUGUGUGGUCAUGGACUUGAGCCGGAACAACAUAUUAGUGGCCGUAUUCUGGAGGGAAAGUGACUCCUUCCGGUUCCCCACAGACCAUCAGUUGUCCAUACCUUCAUAGCUAGGAGUGGCUUUCUGGAGGAUUGCUAGGACAGUAAUUUUGAAAUGGAGAGGCUUGUGUUAAGGCUGUCUACAGUCUAAGGCAUGAACUGUAGAUGACCCCUCUUCUCUGUUUUGAGAGCCUGGCCAGUUCUGAGGAUGGAGAACUGGGCGUAUUUUUUUGCUGUAAUUGAGAUAGAGACAUGUUGAUGCACUUCACAACCCUGACAUCUGGCAAUGUCUGGGAGUGGAUGUCCAUGCUGGAACAGGUACCUGGAUGAUUGCCGAGCACUGGGCAAUGAGCCGCCAUUGUUCCUGAGGUCUAAAAGUUUGCCUGAGAACACCUCCAGCUGCUGCUGUUUCAACCCUGGAGAAACAUGUAGUCAUAGGAAUGCUCUUAGAAAGGACACUUUGGCCCAUCAGAAGAGGGAAAGGGAGAAAGUGGCCUUUGAGGAUGUGGCUGUGAACUUCAACUCAGGAGAAUGGGCUUUGUUGAAUUCAUUUCAAAAGAAGCUCUACAGAGAUGUGAUGAAGGAGACAUUUUUGAACCUGAUCUCCAUAGAAAAAGCAGUAGAAGAAAAUAUUGGAGAGAACUGCAUAGACUUCAGCAGAAAUUCACGAAUUCAAGUGAUUGAGAAAGACUGUGGAUAUGCAUGUGUCCAUGAAUGUGAUAAGACCCAGGAACCUAUUACAGAGAAUGUCAUCAACACAGGCAUGCCUCCUGGAGAAAGAGUAUGUCAAAGCCCAUUGCAUAUAAGAAACAUCCUUGGUCAUUCAUCCUCACAUGGGUAUCUCAGAGAGCAAACUACAGGGAUACCAUCUGCAUGGAAGAAAGCUAUGACUAAAGCUUUUACACAUCAGGAACAUUGGAAAGAUACCCAUCAUUCUGAAUCACUUCAGGUACUUGAAACUUCUCCCACACUGGAGAGAAGCCUUAUGCAUGUAAGUAUUGUGGAAAACCUUUCAGUGACUCCACUAGUCACAAGAAACAUGAAAGAAAUCACAGUGCCGAGAACCUUAUGCAUGUAACUAUUGAAGAAAAGCCUUCAGGACCUCCAGUACUCAUAAGAAUCAUGCAAGGAUUCACAUUGGAUUGAUGCUAUGUAUUCAGGCAUUGUGGGAAAGCCUUCAGCCAGUUCAAUGGUCAUAGGUAUCAUGAAAGGACUCACGCUGAAGAGAAGCCUUAUUCAUGCAGGCAUUGUGGAAAACCCUUCAGUGACUCCAGUAGUCAUGAGAAACAUGAAAGAAUGUACACUGGAGAGAAACGUAUGCAUGUAAGUAUUUGGAAAAGUCUUCAGUCAGUCCAGUUGUCUUAAGGAUCAUGAAAGGACUCACACUAGAUAGAAGUGUUAUGUAUGUAAACGUUACUUAAAAACAUUUACUCUUUCACAUCCUAACUUGAAUAACAUUUGUCACAGGAGAGAAACAAUGUUUGUGGGAAACUGUUCUUUCAGUCUAGUGAUCUUUACAAGUAUGAAAAAGUUCACUCAAAAGAGAGGCAUUGUCCAUGUAAGCAUUUUGGAAAAGCAAUCAUGACUCCAGUAGUCACCACAGACAAGGAACGUAUCACUCUGGAGAGAAGCCUUAUGCUUUUAAGCAUUGUAGAAAAGCUUUCAGGCACUCUGGUGAUACUAGCAGACAUGAAAUGCUUCAUUCUAGUCAGUAGCCUAAUGUUUCAUUGCAUUUGGGAAAGCCUUCCAUAGUUCCAAUUGGCACAAGAGCACUAAAAACAUUCACACUGGAGAGAUAGCCUUUCUUUGUAAGAAGGUGGGAAACUAUUUCCAUGUUCUUUUUAUUUUUAUCAAGGAUAAAAGACCUCACACUCGUGAGCAAUUGUUUCAAUGUCAACAUUAUAGAAAGCCUUGGGAACUUCAAGUUUCUGUAACCCCAAUGCAAGAAUUUACAUUGGGAGGAAGUUUAAUGCAAGUAUGCAUCGAAGUUUUUGCCAAAGGCUUCACCAGUUCCUAUUUCCAUUAUGUUCUCAAGAAUCCAUCCUAUAGACUUGGGUAUCCAUUUGGAAAAUGCUUUAGCAGCAAUAAUUCCUAUUACACUGAGCAAUUUUUUUCCACUGGUGAAAGCCUUUGGAAUAAAUGUGGGAAAAUCUUCAAAGUGUUUAAAAUAAAUUAAGUUUGAAGUUAUUGUCAUUUUCAGCUAUGUCUUCCCGACUUUGUGUGUCCACCAUCCUUAUAUAAUGAUCUCACAGUGAAAAGUGUAGUUUGUAGAACUUGCUCCACCAUUAGGUAUGUGACACUGCAUUGGUCAAAUUGCUGGUAUUAUGAGGUAUGAAAGGUGAAUGUGAUUGAACCGUGAGAUGCAUCAGCUAGUAAUGAUUUAUUGCCAGAAUUCAUGAUUUUCUCAGUUCCCUUCCUGGAUCUUACAUGGCGGCAGUAGAGAAACAAUUCCUGAAAAAGGUCUUCUGACAGUAAUAUAAACACUUCCAAAUGAAUUCACACAUAGCAAUACAAAUGAGUAAAUAAUAUGUUGUGGGAGUGGAGACUUAAUUAACAAGUGUGAUAUUUUAAUGUGGAAAGAAACAUUGUUAGACCCACUUUUUUACUAUAUGAAGGAUUAAAAUUAUUACAGUAUAUGCAAUAA